CUCCCGCUCCCUGUCUCUCUCGCUCUCUCCGUGACCGUGUGCAAACUAUUUCCACAGUACUAUAAAUAAGGCUGCAGAGUAGAUAGUCUCACACCAAAGGCGUGGCAGUGUGCAGGUGGACUCCAUCUCAACUCUAUUCUAGCUGGACUUUUCUCCUCCGAGGAACUAAAUCACCGCAAACAUGCCUAAAUGCCCAAAGUGCGAUAAGGAAGUGUACUUCGCGGAGAGAGUGUCAUCGCUUGGCAAAGACUGGCAUAGACCGUGUCUGAAGUGUGAGAAAUGCAACAAGACCCUGUCGGCUGGCUCACAUGCAGAGCAUGAGGGGAAGCCCUAUUGUAACAACCCAUGCUACGCUGCACUCUUUGGACCUAAAGGUUUUGGACGUGGUGGCACUGAAAGCCACACAUUCAAAUAGGCAAUUGCACAGGCUUUUCUCACUCCAUAAGCUUGUUUUUAGUUUUUUGCCACUAUUUUUAUCCACAUAUUGUUAAACCAAAGACAAAAUGACCAAGCCAUGCCAUUUUUUAGAAAGUACUAAUUUGUGUAAUCAGGUUGUUUUUUUUUAAAAGGUUGUCUGCUAGAGCAGCACACAAUGAUGUUUUAGUGGGGGUACUAGUCAUAGACCCGUUUAUAAUUAAACUGAACAUUAUACAUUAAAUGUAUGUUUUAAACCUC
This is a messenger RNA of Pimephales promelas (fathead minnow), 675 nucleotides long. RefSeq names its product cysteine rich protein 1 (gene crip1). Gene Ontology annotation, biological process: regulation of gene expression; intrinsic apoptotic signaling pathway in response to DNA damage. The record is from RefSeq and is a predicted model, not a curated record. NCBI's taxonomy places the organism in Eukaryota, Metazoa, Chordata, Actinopteri, Cypriniformes, Leuciscidae. Gene Ontology annotation, molecular function: zinc ion binding.